CAGCAGAAAAGACAUUGAGCAACAGCCCGCCCUAGCCCUUUCAUCUUUUCUCUUCAUCGCAUAUAGAGACUCUGUGUUGAAUAAUUGUUCGCUCCCAAAUUCUCUUCUUAGCCUAUAUUGAAAAAUCAUUCGCUCGUCGCGGCUUUUUCCGUUGGCACCGGAAAACAGUCGAUUUCCAGUUAAUCUUUCUUUGCAUUAUGGAUUUCACGGAGAUUCUAAAAGAUUACCCCUGUGUUACUAAGGAAUUUGUCAUGAACCUUCUAAAAGCUUGCCCUGGUGCCUCAGAACAAGAUGUGGUGAAACGUGUCCUCACUACUGGCCCACAUAUUAUGAAUGUCUCCUUCGGUUCUAACCUUCUCAGCAUGUUAGAACGUUCUCUUCGCCAUAUCAGUAACUCACGAAUAAACGAAAGGCUAAAAGGAAGAGAACAUGUUGUAGCUGGACCUUUACUUAAUGUGCAUUCCUUACAUGUACAACCAAAAAAAGCACUCAAAAAGCGACAACUCGCUGUGUAUGGUACGAUUCGGGUUAGGUAUGAAAAUAUCAUGAGUGGAGAAGAAAUGCAGCUUGAUCUUUAUAACCGGGGUGCCAAUAAUGCUGACAACAUUAGCUCAUGUGGUGGCAAUUUAACUCUUUGUUGGCCUGAUUCUCACCUUAGUUAUGAUGAUUUAUGGAUGAAAUUGCACAAAACAACUAUAGAAGUGGAUCUCUAUCACAAAAUUGGGGAUAAAGCUUUUCCAUUUGCUAAAGAGAAUAUUUUGGUGGGUGAUACAACUGAAGGUGAUUUUGAAGAAGUAAGAUCAAAAGAAUUCCAUUCUAAAAUGUGCUCUGCCACCUUGAUUUAUAUUGCAAUGCCAUUUGCUGUUCUCUGCCAAGUGUCUGUUCGACCAUCUAGCCAAGACAUGGGCAGAGUUGUUAAUAUUGCUGGAAAAAUUGUUGCGCGCUAUAAGAACACUUGUGGAAACUAUACUUCAGAACCGUUCAUCCUUUUUGAGAAGGAGGGUGAGUUUGAACCAGUACAGAUGAAUAAUGAACUUCGUAUGUCGAGGGAAUGGUUGGGGAUGCCAGCAUAUUCGUCACUUGAACUUGAUCUGGACUUGAGGGAUUUCGACACAAACAAAAAACUUACUCGUAGAGUAGAGUUGUUGGGCGAGAAUUGUAUGUAUGCAGCUGAAUAUGGAGCGGCUGUGGAUGGUUUUGCCAUUGCUGUAGAUGCAGGAUUGUAUCCGUACCCAUUGAAUGGUGUUGGGUGGAGAGAUUGUUUCAGCGACAAGAACCUUCUUUCUCUGCUGAAUUUUGAGUUGGAAUCGUCAUCACCCAACAAUGGCAACCUUUGGUGUCAUGAUCAAAGAUUGAAACCAUCACCAUUAGUAGAAUUCUACUCAAUCUUUAUCGGCUGUAAAAAAAGGGUGGCAUUGAAAGUUGUUGGCACUGUUGAAUUCUCUUCCGAUGGUAAUACCCGCUACUUAUUCAAGAGUCACAGUAAUGAUGGUGUGGAAGUAGAAGAUACACAGAAAGUAAUACCAUUGAAAGUUGUGUGCAUGAAUUUUGGCCAGUGUGACUCGCUUGAAUUUAAGGUCAAUCUGGAAGAUGUUGGUGGGAAUUUUCAGAAUACUGGUUUUGCUACUCAUGAGCUUGGAAAUGGAGUCCAUGGAACAUGUUUUGUCACCCAAAUAUGUUCUGUUUUUCCGGGCAAAAAAGGGUUUUGUGCGUUGCAUUACUCCUUGUUCCCAAGAGCUUGCCAAGCGAACAUCGAGAUUAUUUUCAAUAUUAAUAGCUUUCAUUCCGGAAUUAAGAGGAUCUACGGAAGUGCAUUUGUGGAAUAUAGCAACUUUGACUACUCAACUAAGUUCAAGAAAGAUUAUUUUCGGAGCAUGAUUUUCAAAAGGACGGAGAAGGAUCCAGUACAAUUAAAGGAGGAUGGGGAAGUACCACUUUCUCGAAAUGUUGUUGCGGUGCCAAUGGAUUCAUCCCUCAUUAUUGACAUGGCUUUUUGUGGCAUGUCUCUGAAACAUCAUGUAUCAUGCAGGGAUACAUUCAGUAUUGGACAUCGCAGCAUUGAACACGAGACGAAUGAUUAUAAACUUGAGAUCAAGUUGACUUGGAGUGAUGGAUUGUGCAAUGAUUGGAGUGAACUAGAGAAAGACAAGCAUCAAGAGAUAGCAACGUGAUCUGCGCGAUGGAUGUAAUGAUUUAGACGAAGAUGAGGUGUCUACGGUGCGACUAUGCUCUCAGAUCAAUGUGUACUGCCGUGGACAUGUAGCUAUUCUGAUCGACCCCUCUCCAAUACCAUUUGCAGUUUGCUCUGAUUGAUUCGAAUAAAUUUAAAAACCAAAACCUUUGCAUGGUGGUAUAUUAUGGGUUGCAAUUAGACCUUUGCAUACAAGGUGUAAUGUGUUUAUUUAUUAAAUUAUGAGAUUUAGACCUUUGCAUACAAGGUGUAAUGUGUUUAUUUAUUAAAUUAUGACAUUGUGCGACAACCAGAUAUUUACAUAAUUUUUUAUUCUGCUUUGAGUUUGU
Molecule: messenger RNA, 2520 nt
Organism: Cuscuta campestris
Lineage: Eukaryota; Viridiplantae; Streptophyta; Magnoliopsida; Solanales; Convolvulaceae
Source: the annotation of a GenBank genome assembly